CUUCCGAAAAUCAUUUUGAAAGGAUCUCGAACGACAUGUUGAAGAGAUUUCAGUAUGCUUUGUUAGAUUUUCUACGGCUGUGCUGUUCGUUUCAAUAUGGCGAUGGUUAGUUGCUUAGUGCUACGAAAGUCUCGUUGCUUAUCAUGAAUUUCAUGGAUUUUCAUUCUAUUUCCUUGUAUCAUUUGAAUACGAAGCCUUGAUGUUCAUAUUAUCAUAUGUAAGUGCACGCAACUUAUAUAAUUAUGAAGCCGUGCAUCUGAUAAGAGGAUAUUAUUCGAAAAGUGUUGCUCAGACAGCACGAUAGAUUCGGCAAUUUGCCGUCCUGUCGGAGAAGAAUUGCUGCCAAGAUAUAUAAUUUCUUACUGUUUCACUGCACACCAGCCACGUAAAUAUAUUUCAUAUGCAAGAGCAUUCAAGUAUCAUAAUAUAUAAUUAAUUAGUAAAUUAUAAAAUUGAGACACAAUGGCUGAAACGCAGCGAAUGACUGUUUAUGGUAGACAUCCUCCUUGUGCUAGUGGAAAUCGUUUGGAAGAACGUCGUGCUCGAAGAUUAGCCUUGAGGUUGGAAAGAAACCGAAAAUCAGACAAGCCAGAUGAUUUUAUAUGUUAUGAGUCGAGUGAUGAUGAGGCAGAGACUGUAAGUGAAGGGAAACAGUUUCUAAGAACUUCUUUCAAUUUCGUGGACUAUGUACGUGCAAGAGAAACAAACACAAGAGAAGUGAGAAAAAUUAAUCAAGAAUAUGGAUUUAGACACAUAUUGACUCAUGAUUUAUUUAAAGAAUAUUCGGUUAGCUUAAAUAAUAUGAAUAAAGUCUUUUGUUCUCAAUGGUUAAGUGAUAGGCAAGUAGUAUUUGGUACAAAAUGCAACAAAUUAAUGGUUUAUGACGUAGCAACUCAGAAAUUAGACCAAAUACCAUCUCUACAUGGAAGGCAAAUUAAUUCAGGGGGUAAUGCUGUUCCUGAACAGCAAUGUGGUAUACAUUCUGUUCAAAUCAAUCCUUCUAGGACUCUCCUAUCAACUGGAGCAAGAAAUAGUAAUGAAAUAGCAAUAUAUAGGCUACCAACAUUAGAUCCAGUUUGUGUGGGAGAAGGUGGUCAUAGAGAUUGGAUUUUUGAUAUGUGUUGGUUAGACGACGAAUUUUUAGUUUCUGGUUCUAGAGAUACCAAAAUGGCUUUAUGGCGUAUAGAUAAUGAUCUUGCUGAAGCUCCUGACAAAGCGGACGUGCCAACACACAGGUUGAUUCAACCCGUAUGUGUCAAGGAAUGUAGAUCUGCGCAAAAAGUACGAGCUCUCGUCUUCAAUAGAACGUAUAAAGAAAUUGCUGCUAUCACUUUGAAUAAUUUUAUACACAUCUGGUCUGCUGAGACUUUUAGACAAAAAAUAUCCAGAAAACUACCAGUUUGUCAAGAAAAUGUUUGCCUUGCUGUGCAAGAUGAUGGUGUUUAUGCUGUAGGAUGUCGUUCUUAUACUUUACUUUUAGAUGCAAGGACUGUACAACCUAUAAAAAGAAUACCUUCACGAUACAGCGGUUGUGGAAUUCGAUCAGUUAGUUUUCAAGGUUCCGUUUUAACAAUUGGUACAGGCUUAGGAAUGAUGUUCUUUUAUGAUGUUAGGGCUCAAAAAUAUCUUGAAUCAUCAAUUAAUUCUAACAGAAUUGUUGUAUUAAAAGCAUCAAAAGGCUACGUGUUUCCUGAUGAAGAGUAUAUAGAUGGAUUUCAAAAUGUGAAGUAUACACCUGCUAUAUAUACCCAUUGCUAUGAUGGAUCAGGAACUCGAUUAUUCACCGCUGGUGGUCCUCUUCCCGUAAAUUUAUAUGGUAACUAUGCAGGAUUAUGGCAAUAAAAUUAAUUUUAAUUAAUUAAUUAAUUAAACUACCGUAUCGAUUUUACGUAAGUAAUUAUAAGUUGUACAUUUAACUAAACAUUAUUGAAAUUUUAUCUCAGGAGGUAUAUACACCUAUUCUAGAAUUAAGGAACAUUAUCUGAUCAUCAUCAUCUUGUAUUUUCACUUCUUUUCGAUUUUAUUAUAUAAGAAACUAAGUAAAAAAUUAUAUUCGGAUAUUAAAAUUUUAGAAUAUACUUAUCAAAGAUUUUUAUACUUUAUGAAUAAAUAAGAAAGUAGCAAAUAUUGACAAAACAUCUUACAAUUAGAGGUGUAUAUAUCUCAACUGCCUGAAGAAAUGAGUGAUAAAAAUAAAGAUAUUCGAUUUUUUUAUCAUUUCAAUCAUAUAUUUAACUCUGAAAGUGAUUUUCAUUAAACUAUUUUAUAUUACUAAUCAAGUAUAUCAGCAUGUUUGUAUGCAGUGUGGGAAAGCCAAAUUUAAUGUAUCAAAAACCAUUGUUGCAUUCAAAACCAAGAUCUGAUAAAUACUAAUUUUAUAAUCAAUGUGAUCUAUUUUAUGAAUUCAGCUUGUUAAAUUAAUUUCAUUCAUCUUUUAACAUGACAGUUUGCUCUUGUAUUAUUUAUUGUAUAUGAAAUUUAAUAAAUUAUUGUAUGAAAAUCUUACAAAGAAAAAUGUACCAUGAAUAUUGAAGAAAAAUACUUUAAAAGUUUCAAGUCUUUAUAUGAUCUGCAUACAGUAUGAGUUUUAAAAUCAUUUUUAUCUGUGUUGUACAUUUCUACAUCAGUACAAUAGAAAUGAAAAUUUAAAAAGUAAUCAACGAAUAACACUGCAAUGAACAUUAAGUUUCUCAGAUGCAAUCUAUCAAGUUGAAAUUUUACUACUGGCCUUAGUAGAACAAUAUAUAAUGAAUAUUUGUUACAAAAAAACUUAUUUUAGAAAAAUAAUAUCUAUUAAAGCCUUUAUAAUGUAUUUCUAUAUCACAUAGAACGUCAAACAUAUAUAAUUUUGAUCAAUGCAUAACUUUUGAAACAGUAUCUUUUAAGUGUGCAUGGCAAUUAUUAUUGUUUUGUUAAAUUUUAAAAAAUAUAUUCAGUUUAUUAUCUUCUAAAUAUUAAUUCUUUUAGUUAUAUUUUUUUGUUAAUAUUAUUAUAAAUAAUGUUAAAUUUAUUAAUUGUAUCUGUUUCUGAUAUUGGAAAAAAUAUUUUGAAUUGUAACUGCUCAAAUUUGAUCAAAUCGAUUAUUCAUAUAUUACACAAGUUUAUGAUAUAAAGGUAUUCAAAAAUAUCAGCUGUGCACAUUUGCAAUUACAAAUAAUGGUACACAAUCUGUAAUUAAUGUAUUUCUUAUGUACAAUUUGAAAAAUUUAUUUCAACAAAGUACAGUCUGUCUCAUAAAAGUAUGUCGGGAAUAUUUCAACAAAGUACUUGAGAUUAAGUUAUAUAUUUAAAAAGUGUAAGAGCAUGUAAUAUUGCUAAUUAAUAUGCGUUUGCAUAAUUUCUAAUUUUAUUCUCUAAUAAAUAUUGUUUGUCUCAAUGUAUGAGAAAGCAUCGAAUUUUUAGAAAAAAACCUGACAAAUCGCUUUUGUCUCCCCUCUCUUUAAAACGUUGUAUCCAUUUCUUAACCAACUGUGAGGUAUAUAAAUAUUUACUCUUUUGAGAGUGUAAACAUAAGAUGACAAAUCUGAAAGACUUUAAGCCACUAUGUAUUACAGAGAAGAACAUGUUUAGAUUAUUAUAAUAUAUUUUUCAUCAAGUUUUAACUUUUGUAAACAUCAUCUAUAUGCUCUUUUGAGACAGAUUGUAUCUUUGAUGAAUAAAUUGUAUAUUAUUAUAAUGAUGUUAAUUGUGCAUAACUAGUUUACACGUUUAAUUGUAAACAGAUUUAUAUUUAAUUUUUAGAAUGAAUCAUUUUCAAAUUUUGGUGUACUUAAGUGAUCAAGUUCACCAUUAUGUUUGUCACUGUCUUAUAUAUUAAAUUUGUUGAUACAGUAAAAUGAUGCAAGUGCAUUUCCAAUACUUAAGAUAGAACAUUUUAAUGAAUCAAGAAAUUGUUGACAUGUAAACAAUAAGUAAUUGAAUUAUUAGUAUAUCGCAAUGAAUAUGUGGUAACAAACUAUACUCUGUGUACUUUUACAUUAACAGAUUAUGAAUUGUUAACAUAUACUCAUAAAGUCAUUGCAUUAUAUGAUAAAUAAAAAUGUGUGUUGUAUUUAUAAAUUCAUGAUUAGAUUGUACGAAUAUGUAUAUGAUCAUGCAUAAUGAACGAAUACAUUGAAUAUCAUACACGAUUAUCACAUGUACCUUUACUACAAAUACUACAAACAAAAUAUUAUAAAAUAAUGCUA
Molecule: messenger RNA, 4187 nt
Organism: Frieseomelitta varia
Lineage: Eukaryota; Metazoa; Arthropoda; Insecta; Hymenoptera; Apidae
Gene: DCAF12
Product: DDB1- and CUL4-associated factor 12
Exons: 7
Coding region: 463-1842 (459 amino acids)
Cellular component (GO): Cul4-RING E3 ubiquitin ligase complex
Molecular function (GO): protein binding
Source: RefSeq, a predicted model, not a curated record